ACGGCUGUGGAUUACCGCGACGGUGGGGGGGAAGCAGAGCCGCUUUCUGCUAAUUUAGCAGGAUUUUUUUUUCUUCCCCACAUAAUUAUAUGUCAGUCUGAUACAUUAACUUAACUUUAAAGUUUAGUAAUUUUCUUCGGUGCUUCUGGUAGCUUUUAAUAACCGAGGCGCGUUGCUAUAGCAGGCUUUGUGUCACCUGGCCGAAGCAGCUGACUCGUGCCCUGCGGAGUUCCGAGUAGAUCUGAGUUGCCAAAGGAAAACUAGCUAGUUAGCAGCUCAGCCACUUAGCCCGCAAGCUAGCCUUGCUGCCACAUUAGUCCCACCCUCAACGAGAGCGUUAACGUCAGGCUGCAGCACUGAGGACAAUUUUUGCUCCCUCAGAACUUAGCCAGCAUCCUCGUACACCUGGUUGGCUGGAGAUACUACCCCCUUCAACUGUUAGCGUAGCUCGGUGGCGCUAACGGAAAUAGGACGUUUGUGGGGUUUUUGAGUGUAUUCUCUAUGAAGGGAUACCGUUAAGGGGACUGGCUGAAAAAAGAAGAGGCGAAAUAAAGAGCGAGAACAAGGAAGACACAGAGGAGGAGGUGACUGGCUUGUUUAGCCGGGAAGACAUCAUUUUUGAACAUAUCUAAAGGCUACCAAAAAGCUAAGCUCAGCCAUGAGUAUUGAGAUACCGGUGGGGUUGACAGAACUGCUGCAGGGCUACACAGUGGAGGUGCUGCGACAAAGGCCGUCAGACCUGGUGGAUUUUGCUGUACAGUACUUCACCCGCUUGCGGGACACCAGAAGUCAGGAUGGAUCCGGCGUGGGUGGUAAACCGGGGAAGGGGGUGAUGUUUGAUGGGGAGCCCAUGCAAACAGAGUCCAACGGCGAGGAUGAUGAAGACGAUGAUUCCGACUUUGAACCUCCACCGCCAAGCAGAUACAACAGGAGAGUGUCAGUUUGUGCCGAGGCGUUCAACCCAGACGACGACGAUGAAGACACCGAGCCCAGAGUGGUUCACCCCAAAACAGACGAGCAGCGCUGCAGACUGCAGGAAGCCUGCCGAGACAUCCUACUCUUCAAAACACUAGAUCAGGAGCAGUUUUCGCAGGUUCUGGACGCCAUGUUUGAGUUGAAGGUUCAGCCACAGGAGCAUGUCAUCGAUCAAGGGGACGACGGAGACAACUUUUACGUCAUAGAGAGGGGUGUGUAUGAUAUUGUGGUAACUGGAAAAUGUGUGGGGCAGUACAACAAUAAGGGCAGCUUCGGAGAGCUGGCGCUCAUGUACAACACGCCACGAGCCGCCACCAUCAUAGCCACCCAGGAGGGCUCGCUUUGGGGCCUGGACCGUGCCACAUUUCGUAGACUCAUCGUUAAGGAAAAUGCAAAGAAGAGGAGGAUGUACGAGACUUUCAUCGAGUCUGUGCCGUUGCUCAAAUCACUGGAAGCAACAGAGAGGAUGAAGAUAGUGGAUGUAUUAGGAGUGAAGCAGUUCUCUGACGGAGAGCGCAUCAUCACACAGGGAGACAAGGCUGACUGCUUCUACAUCGUAGAAUCUGGAGAAGUCAAAAUCAUGAUGAAGAGCAAAACAAAGGCAGACCAUGCAGACAACGCGGAGGUGGAGAUAGCACGCUGUAGCAGGGGCCAGUACUUUGGGGAGCUGGCCUUGGUCACCAAUAAGCCCCGGGCUGCCUCAGCCUACGCAGAAGGAGACGUCAAGUGUUUGGUAAUAGACGUGCAGGCGUUUGAGCGCCUCCUGGGCUCCUGUAAGGAGAUCAUGAAGAGGAACAUCGCCCACUAUGAGGAGCAGCUGGUGGCUCUGUUCGGCUCCAGCAUGGACCUCAGAGACUGAGCCUCCCACUCCACCCUCCGUGCCUUCUUUUACAAACACACACACACACACAUAACAUUAGGAAGUGGUUAAAUGGACUUCUAAGCUUUACACAUGGUGCAAAAGCAUGGGAAAGCAUCCUUUGUCCUCAGUUUUCAAACACUCUACCCUCUCUCAACCCCAAACACAUCUGAGAGGGACACACACUCCAAAAUAUGUGCCCUGAUCUGGAGCAUAUCCUAGCUGAACAUAUUCCCUGAUGAUCUGACUUAGAUGCACAGAUCCCGCUACAGGCCAUCCAGGUCACGGCUUGAGUCAGUCUUAGCCUCUCAGAAUGAAUGUCUUACCUGCGGUGACCUUAUGCAGGCAGGGCAUUGCAAGGACAUCAUCCACACACACUCCAAACACCUUUAGACUCUCACCGUGAUGCUUCAUGCGCGCAGGCUUUCCAUUCACAUGAGCACCUGAACAACUCUGUUGUUCCAAGCGUCAGCCAAGGACACAUCAAAAGACAGGCACAUGUGGUGACAGGUACAGAUGCUCAAACACACCCACACACACCAUGGAGAUGAAAAUCUU
This is a messenger RNA of Cyprinodon variegatus (sheepshead minnow), 2392 nucleotides long. RefSeq names its product cAMP-dependent protein kinase type II-alpha regulatory subunit-like (gene prkar2aa). Gene Ontology annotation, cellular component: cAMP-dependent protein kinase complex. The transcript has 11 exons. Gene Ontology annotation, biological process: regulation of protein phosphorylation. Bases 659 to 1834 code for a protein of 391 amino acids. Gene Ontology annotation, molecular function: cAMP-dependent protein kinase regulator activity. NCBI's taxonomy places the organism in Eukaryota, Metazoa, Chordata, Actinopteri, Cyprinodontiformes, Cyprinodontidae. The record is from RefSeq and is a predicted model, not a curated record.